AGUCAUUGUGGCCACACGCCCCUGCUUCCCCGACGCGAGUUGACACGCGGCUCAAUGUUAUCACCAUGUGACACAUGUCACGUGCUCGGGCAUUCGAAUUUCGAAAUUGACAUAUAAAUUGAUAGCCAAAUCUCUUCAAAAUGCCAUCGAUGGCGUUGUAACUUUUCGAAUUAGGAAUCCGUCAAUGACAUUGUUUACUCUUUUUUAAAGUGAGUUUUUGUGCCAGUAACUUUUCAAAACUUUUUUAUCGUUACUUCACUGGCUGUACGGACUUUUUGGAAGAUGUAUGGAGUAAUGUACGUGUUCGUAUUUGGCUUCCUGUUACUCCCGGGCCCUUCCUGCAGCAACUCAGAUAAUAUAGCUCUUCUCCUUGGCACCCUGAAGAUGAUGCAGCGCGCAUCCUGCGAUGAUGAGAUGGUCUCCCUGGCAUGUCCUAGGGGCACUGCUAUCAGCAUCCAAGUGGCUCAGUACGGGAAGGCUACUGGUGAAGGUCGGAGCUGCAUUGCGCAGGCGUCGCGAGGGGUGGACGUGGAGGUGGUGGGAGAGGACUGCCUCUGGCCCAACACUAUGCAGUACUCCCUUCUGCAAACAGUAGUGGAGGCGUGUCAGAAGAAGCCGCAGUGUAAGUUUAGCACGAAGCCUAAAUCAGGGCUAGUGGACCCCUGCCCUAACACGAGGAAGUUCGUGGAAGUCGCCUACAAGUGCAGGCCAUCUACGUUCCGGAGUCGCACAUGCUGCGAGGGUGAUGUCAUCAAGCUGAGCUGCAACCCUCACUCCAGGAUCGCCGUAUUUGAAGCUCAGUACGGGAAGACCUUAUUCGAGUCCAUCUCGUGUCCUCAAAAAGGGUUGAACAAUGAAACUUGUACCACUCCCCAUGGGACUGACAUCGUGAUGCAGAUCUGUCAUGGCAAGCGACGUUGUACCGUCGAAGCCAACAGUAAGACCUUCGGAACUCCUUGCAAGAGCCAGUCCAGAACUUACCUCAAAGUAGUCUACGCUUGUGUACCUCUGGGAGUCCUAAUGGAGAGAUACGAGAGUGCAGCUGAAAACGACGAAAUUUCCAAAACGGACAAUAAUGAUGAUAAUUUUGUUGACGAAUCAGAAGGAGCAAGCGAGCGGUGGGGUGAGAUCAACCCCGUGUCCGCCGUGGCCAACCCUAUGCCUCCACCUGACGAAGACUUCACUACUAUUGCUUCAAUAGAAAAGAUUGAAGAGACCACUGUUCAACCGAAAAAGGAAAAUGAAUCCCAUUCUGAUUACAAAGUAAAGCUGCUAGUAUAUGUCGGAGCGGGACUACUAUUAUUCAUAAUCUUAAUUCUUCUACUGAUAGCAGUUAGAUGCUACAUAAUUCGUAAGUCUUCAGGCGACUCCAAAACCGGAGACAUGUUUACAACUGAAGCUCCAAACGUGUUCGGCGACGCGAACUCUGAUAUAGAUAAUGAUGUAGAUGUCAGUCAUAUCUCUGGAACUUUCUACGAUCCGGUACACCCUGAUAUGAUUCUGUACAGAGAAGCUAACGGAAACAGAGGGACGAUUAGAGCAAUGCGACCAUUGUCCACAAUAUAUCCGUGCGCUGGUGCUAGCAUGUAUGGGAAUGCAGAUUAUGUGCCUCAAGCAAGAGAGGUGAAGUAUAAAAGCCAAGAAGAAGAACCAGAAAGUAUGGUCAGUCCGAGAAGUUUAGGGAACUUUUCAAAUUCGCAGUUUUACUAUGGCUGACGGAGGACUGCGGGAGGUCACGAUGAUGCCUCCAGGACUUACUGUUUCUAGUGAACUGUCCGUAUCAGUGAUAAGAAUGCUUGUAAAGCAAUUAAAUUUAAUCCUAGCCUUUGGCUGCGAUGUAUAAAUUUGGGUAAGAUUAAACUACAAUUAUUAAUAUUUGUGUAAAUUAUCAAUAUUAUUCAAGAUCGAAUUAAUGAAUAACUGAACUUGUAACUAACGCUAUCCAGAAUUCAUACGCAAAGCAAAUAGUGAAUUUUUCAUUUUUAAUGAUGUUACAAUGGAAUAAAUUUUCUUGUCGUAAUAUAAUAUUCUGUUUAAUCCGAUAGAAAAUAUGUCUCAUAGAGCCAUAAAUAUCUAUAUAUUUAUGGCUUUUUAAGGCAUUUUAUUUAUGGAUAUAAAAAGCCAUAAAUAUAUAUAUUAUAGCUUUUUGUAUCUAUGCGACAUUACUCUGAUAUUGCUAACAAUGUCAUAAUAAUUUCACAAUAAAUAUCUCGUAAUAUGAUGAUAGUUUUUGAUAAAUUGCUAUAAUUUAACAAACAUUUCCAUAAGUAUAAAAAAAUAUUCACUAAAAUAUCUUGCACUUGAUGUUAAAACAUAUCUACAUACUAAUUUCGUUUGCACAUAAUAUUUACUAUUAGCUAAUACGAAAAAUCUGUGAUUGUUAUAAUACUAAAAAUAAAAUAUUUCUAGCCAUAAUUAUUUAUAUAUUUUUAUUUGUUUGUAAUGAUAAAAGAUAUUAUCAGAUUACUGUUACGUUUUUUCGCUUGAUAUUUAAUCAAAAACUCCGUGAUUAGUCCACAAAUUCCUAGCAAAAAUAUAAUAUUAUUUUUGUCUAGUCCCGUCUGUCUGAGAUAAACGUCCCCUAAAUUCUUCUACUCAUGUCUACUUUUUGUCUGAACAAAUUUAAUAAUUCCUACUUAAAAUUCAACCCUGAAAUUAAGAUACAUCCUUACUACUAAUAUUAUAAAUGCGAAAGUUUAUGAGGAUGUAUGUUUGUUACACUUUCACGCAAAACCUACUGGACCGAUUGUUAUAAAAUUCUGUAUAUAGGGUACUUCUUGUCCCGAAAUUCCCACGGGAGUGAAGCUCCGCGGCGCAGCUAAUUUCACAUGAAAUCAUAAUGGAAGGUAAAAUCAUAAAUCAUGUAACUAGAUACUUUAAUAAGGUAUUAACUAAUCGACGAAUUUGGCCAUUAAAUAUUGUAUUCAAUUAUGCAUUGUUAUAAAUAUACCUAUAAGUUAAUAACAAAUUCCCAAUUGUACCUAC
This is a messenger RNA of Plodia interpunctella (Indianmeal moth), 2985 nucleotides long. RefSeq lists its product as uncharacterized. NCBI's taxonomy places the organism in Eukaryota, Metazoa, Arthropoda, Insecta, Lepidoptera, Pyralidae. Gene Ontology annotation, molecular function: carbohydrate binding. The transcript has 8 exons. Bases 283 to 1716 code for a protein of 477 amino acids. The record is from RefSeq and is a predicted model, not a curated record.